Molecule: messenger RNA, 1461 nt
Organism: Puma concolor (puma)
Lineage: Eukaryota; Metazoa; Chordata; Mammalia; Carnivora; Felidae
Gene: FOXRED1
Product: FAD dependent oxidoreductase domain containing 1
Biological process (GO): mitochondrial respiratory chain complex I assembly
Cellular component (GO): cytoplasm
Source: RefSeq, a predicted model, not a curated record
AUGCUUCGCAGGACGUUGCUUUUGGGCUUGUGCCGGGGCCCCUUGGGCCGGGGUCUAGGCACACACAGAGGAGGCUCUAUUCUGGACCGAGAUGGAAAGAUGUCCGAGAUCAAGAAGAAGAUCCAGUCAAUCCUUCCCGGCGGGGACUGGAAUCCACUGUACGACACAAGCUACCUGCCCCCUGAGAGCUCGGAUGUGGUGAUUGUGGGGGGUGGGGUGCUUGGCCUGUCCGUGGCCUAUUGGCUGAAGAAGUUGGAGAAGCCACGAGGUGCCAUUCGAGUGCUGGUGGUGGAACGGGACCACACGUAUUCCCGGGCCUCCACUGUGCUUUCCGUGGGCGGGAUCCGUCAGCAGUUCUCGGUGCCUGAGAACGUCCAGCUUUCCCUCUUUUCAAUUGACUUUCUACGGAACAUCAAUGAGUACCUGGCUGUAGCUGAUGACCCUCCCCUGGACAUCCAGUUCAACCCAUCAGGUUAUCUCUUGCUGGCUUCAGAAAAGGGUGCUGCCAUCAUGGAGAACAACGUGAAGGUGCAGAGGCAGGAAGGAGCCAAAGUUUGCCUGAUGUCUCCUGAGCAGCUUCGGAACAAGUUUCCCUGGAUAAACACAGAGGGCGUGGCUUUGGCAUCUUAUGGGAUGGAGCACGAAGGUUGGUUUGACCCCUGGUGUCUGCUCCAGGGGCUUCGGCGAAAGGUCCAGUCCAUGGGGGUCCUCUUCUGCCGCGGAGAGGUGACACGUUUCGUGUCUUCGUCUAACCUCAUGAAGACUGCAAGUGGGGAAGAAGUGAAUUUGAAAAGGAUCCACGAAGUUCAUGUGAAGAUAGACCAAAGCCUGGAGUACCAGCCCGUGGAAUGUGCCAUAGUGGUCAACGCAGCAGGGGCCUGGUCUGGCCAGGUUGCAGAGCUGGCUGGCAUUGGGAACGGGCCACCUGGCACCCUCCAGGGCACCAAGCUACCUGUGGAGCUGAGAAAAAGGUACGUGUACUUGUGGCACUGCCCCCAGGGACCAGGCCUGGAGACCCCGUUCGUUAUAGACCCCAGUGGAACCUAUUUCCGCCGAGAAGGAUUAGGCCAUAACUACCUGGGUGGCUGUAGCCCCACUGAGGAGGAGGAACCGGAUCCAGGGAACCUGGAGGUGGACCAUGAUUUCUUCCAGGACAGGGUGUGGCCCCCUUUGGCCCAGAGGGUACCGGCUUUUGAAACUCUGAAGGUUCGGAGCGCUUGGGCCGGCUAUUACGACUACAACACCUUUGACCAGAAUGGCGUGGUGGGUCCUCACCCACUGGUCAUCAACAUGUAUUUUGCCACGGGCUUCAGCGGCCACGGGCUCCAGCAGGCCCCUGCCGUGGGGCGAGCUGUGGCGGAGAUGGUGCUGGAGGGCCACUUCCAGACCAUCAACCUGAGCUCCUUCCUCUUCAGCCGCUUUUACUCGGGAGAGAAGGUCCAGGAGCACAACAUCAUCUGA